AGCCUCUCUCCUUCUCUCUCUCUCUCUCUCUCUCCCUCGAGCUCCCGGCUGCCUGCGGCUCCCUCGCUCUCCCUCUCUCUCCGGUAGGCUCCACCGAGCGAUGCGAGCUCUGGGAGACAGCGACGCCGCCUCCCGCUAGAGACCUGCCCCCCGACCCGGCCCCCUGCCCAACCCUGCCCUGCGCGCAGGGGUCGGCGAAGGCGCCGCGGACGCACCGACGGCUGAGGACCCGCGAUGCACAUGCACUAGCAGCACCCCCUCUCUCACUCCCUCCACACCCCGCGCCGCCGCCUCCUCCUCCUCUGGCAGCAGCGGCAGAAGGACCCACCCUGCCCCCCACCCCACCCUCCGCCGGCUCCGGCUGCGGCUCUUGCCUCAACUAUUAUUUUAUUUAUUUUGGGUCGUGCACAAGCCUCAGUGCCUGCAGCCCGCGCCUCCUCGGACCGCGGGCGCCUCUUCCCUCGGCCCCGGAGCCCCAGACCCCGGCCACCUUCGCCUCGACACCCCUAGAACCCGCCAGCUACCGCAAGUCUCCGCUGCUGGAAUCUUAGCGGCUGUCUUUUUGGGGGGUUCUGGUUUCCCGACAUUUUUGUUUUCAACCAAGGGAAGGAUAUCGUGGUUUUUUCCCCUUUGAGCCCAGGCUCUGCUCUCUGGGGGGGUGGGGGGCGCGCCGAGCCGGGGAGCCGUGCCAGCCGAGUCGUGCGGGCUGUGGCAGGGAAGGGGCCACCAUGGGAUGUACUCUGAGCGCAGAGGAGAGAGCCGCCCUCGAGCGGAGCAAGGCGAUUGAGAAAAACCUCAAAGAGGAUGGCAUCAGCGCCGCCAAAGACGUGAAAUUACUCCUGCUGGGGGCUGGAGAAUCAGGAAAAAGCACCAUUGUGAAGCAGAUGAAGAUCAUCCACGAAGAUGGCUUCUCUGGAGAAGACGUGAAACAGUACAAGCCUGUUGUCUACAGCAACACCAUCCAGUCCCUGGCAGCCAUCGUCCGGGCCAUGGAUACUUUGGGCAUCGAAUAUGGUGACAAAGAGAGAAAGGCCGACGCCAAGAUGGUGUGUGAUGUGGUGAGUCGGAUGGAAGACACCGAGCCCUUCUCCGCAGAACUGCUCUCUGCCAUGAUGCGGCUCUGGGGUGACUCAGGAAUCCAGGAAUGCUUCAACAGGUCUCGGGAGUAUCAGCUCAACGAUUCCGCCAAAUACUACCUGGACAGCCUGGAUCGGAUCGGGGCCGCCGACUACCAGCCCACCGAGCAGGAUAUCCUCCGAACCAGGGUCAAAACCACUGGCAUCGUGGAAACCCACUUCACAUUCAAGAACCUCCACUUCAGGCUGUUCGACGUCGGGGGCCAGCGAUCUGAACGCAAGAAGUGGAUCCACUGCUUCGAGGACGUCACAGCCAUUAUCUUCUGUGUCGCGCUCAGCGGCUAUGACCAGGUGCUCCAUGAAGACGAGACCACGAACCGCAUGCACGAGUCUCUCAUGCUCUUCGACUCCAUCUGUAACAACAAGUUCUUCAUCGAUACCUCCAUCAUUCUCUUCCUCAACAAGAAAGAUCUCUUUGGUGAGAAGAUCAAGAAGUCACCUUUGACCAUCUGCUUUCCUGAAUACACAGGCCCCAACACCUAUGAGGACGCGGCCGCCUACAUCCAAGCACAAUUUGAAAGCAAAAACCGCUCACCCAACAAAGAAAUUUAUUGUCACAUGACUUGUGCCACAGACACGAAUAAUAUCCAGGUGGUAUUCGACGCUGUCACCGACAUCAUCAUUGCCAACAACCUCCGGGGCUGCGGCUUGUACUGACCUCUUGUCCUGUAUAGCAACCUAUUUGACUGCUUCACGGACUCUUUGCUGUUGACGUUGAUCUCCUGGUAGCAUGACCUUUUGGCCUUUGUAAGACACAGCCUUUCUGUAUCAAGCCCCUGUCCAACCUACGACCCCAGAGUGACUGACGGCUGUGUAUUUCUGUAGAAUGCUGUAGAAUCUGGUUUUAGUUGAGUCUUUACAUUUAGAAUUUGAAAGGAAAAAAGAAAAGAACAUUUCUCAUGUGCUUUGUAGCUUAAAAAAAAAAAAGGAAAAAGGAAAACUCACCAUUUCAUCCAUAUUUGUCUUUUUUUUCUUUUCUUUUCUUUUCUUUUUUUGGAAACAAAGCAGCAUACACAUCUGCACCCGCACCGCGCCCCCCCUACCCCUGCCUGCCACCUCUAUCCCCAGCAUAGAGGGGCCCCCAGUGCACCCGCAGAGCCACCCCUCCUGGGGGCUUGGGUCCCAGGGGAGCGUGUUCAGGUGGCGCUUCCCAGGGUGCCCCCCACCCCCACGCCCUGCCCACCACCUGCUCCCUCCAGGUUUGCAUAGGAAAAGCACAGCUCUGACUGGCCAGUAGCUGCCAAAGAGUACCGAACAAACAUAUAUAAAUAGAGCCCUUACAGACAACAAUUUUCCCACAACCUCCUUUCUACAGAUUCCCUUUAUGAUUUUUCGUUAUCGUUUCCAUUUUUGUUUUUAUUUGUGUCCCAAAGAGCACGAUGUAUCACAUACCGGCUCAGCUCUCAUAGUCUGGGAAAUGGGGUUGUGGAUUUUUUUUUUCCUCUGACACUUUUGCUUCUCAGUCUCUCAGAGGGAUGCUCCCUUUGUGUGCGUGCCCCUCUCCGCCUUUUCCUUUGUUCCAGUGACCUGUGUCCGCUCCUUCUCAUGUGGGGAUGUUUGUGCUGCAGAUAAAAAGAACAAAAACAACAAAAAAAAAAUUUUUAAAUACCAUGAGAUGGAAAAAACAAAAAAAAAUUUUAAAAACAGGUGGAAUGUAGUGUUUACACGAAAGCCAGUUUUCAUGAUCAGUCCUAUGUCAUUUCUACUUUGACUAGUAUCCAAACCCCAAACCUCUUCACGGUGUCACUUUUAAGACUUACUAUUUGCUGAAGAAGACCAGUCACGGCCAUUUCAGAUAAAGAGGAGGUGAAAAGACAAAACACACAAAAAAAUCAAAAAUAUGGAAAAAAAAAAAAACUUGAAAAAAAAGGAAAAAAGAAAAAAAAAAAAAGCCCACGGGUCUUUCUAAGCCUUUCUAUUCCCAAUCGGUGAGGUUUCUGUGAUAUCUUACACACUGCCAGUCUACUUCUCUGACUAAUGGAAAAUUCAUGUGUAGCUCAAUAAAGAGAAUGUUUGUCUGUAUUCUGAGUCUCUCACCCUCGGGCUUCAUUCUGACAGGAGGGGAAGGAAGGGUUUGACUGGGCCACAGACACUGGGGAGGCUGGUGGGUAGGGCUGUAGGUACCAGAUAAGGACCUUCUCCCCACCCCCACCACCCCUCCCUCCCCCCACCAAAACCCAGACCUUCUCCAUAUCCACCUCCCCACUCAGUGUGGCCGCCAAGGGGAGCCAGCUGAGCACAGCCACCUGGGAGCAAGGAGGGCCCAGCGAUCGGCCAUGCCCACCUGUGGAUGCCCUCUUCCUCCUGGCCCCGGCUCCUCCUCACCUAGUUGGUUCGGGAGGAGGGUGGAAUUGAGGGCUGAAAUGGGAAAUAAAUGGUGGGGGAAAUAAAUGGAAUGGCAGGUAAUCCCAAACCUCCCGCUAAGACAGGAACUUGUUUCUUCUGAACCAGUGGUUCUGCAACAGGGGGGGAUGGGUGGUCCUAAGAAUGAGGCCAAGUUGCCUGGCUCUUCUGCACCCAAGGGGCCACACCCAUCCACUCGGACAUCUUUAAAAAUCUCCCCUCCUGUGCCCGGAUACGGGGCACCCACCACAGGCGAAUCUCACGGGGCGCCUGAGGUCUGCACAGCCUGGCACCGGGAGCCUGAUUCUCCUCUCCUCCAGGCUGCAGGCCCCACCACCUCUCCCCUAAGCUUACCAGGUUUUUGCUGGAAUAACCAGCCAAGUGCUCGAGGCUGGGACCUAGAGGGGACACAGCCCAGCAGAGUCCCUGUGUGGUGUCCACACAAGGAUCGCUUGUCAGCCAAGCAGUCGGUGGUGCUACAGCCAUCCAGGGAGACGGGAGGGCCAGGAAGAGGUCAGCUCGUCGGACUCCUCUCCACGCACCAGCAAAUGGCAGUUGCCAGCCAGGGAGGCGCUCUUGCUGGCACCCCAAAGGGGGUUUCAGAUUUAGUGGGGGUGGCAGGACAGGCCUGUUGCAGACAGCCUGGACUCACAAGAGGCUGUGUGCAAGAACUGAUCGGGCACCCUAGGCCUUCCUCCGCCGGGGCCGAGCCUCCCUUCCAGUGCUUUUUCCACCCGCAACCCUCACCCCCGACCUAUCCGCAGGGGGCUGCCCACCACCAUCUUCCGUCACGGCAAGGUUGCCAUCAUGGCCGCAAACCUGACAGGACACGGGUCAAGGGGGCAAACCAGGACAGAGACGGAAGUCAAAGGACACCAGGACUUUCUCUACCUGAAUUUCCCCUAAAAACGGGCCAUCUUCUAGUGUUCUUUCCUAACUUUCGAGUGAGUUUUGUAGGUAAAACCAACAGGUAUCUUUGCCUUAUCUCCCUUAAAACGGAAGUCAGGAAGCAUUCGGGGGCAAAGAGUGCAGGGAAAGACCAAUUCAAUUAGAACAAGGAACAUGGAGGCAGAACUCCUGCAUCACGGCUUCUAGAAGCUCCAAGAGUGUUUCUAAUGCGCAGUCGGGGUGGAACCACUUCUAACCUAACAGGAGCAGGGGCGAUGAGAUGAGAGACAGAGGCUUCCAGGUGAUGAAGGGCCUUCCACGCAGGCCGGCGGUUACUCCUGGACAAGCUCGGCAGCAGGGCCUGGCUCCCCACUUCAGCGCUCGGCUUGCUUUCCACCCCCGAGGGGACAUCUGCUGGCUGAAGAUAAGAGAGCACACAUUGUCUAUACCGCUCCGGUGGGAGGGAAAUUAGGUCCAAGCAGCCACCUGGACACCUCGGAUUUAUAGCCACACAAGACAUUCACAAGGACCACUGUUCUGUGGUUUGGAUGAGCCUCCAACUUCAGGAGCAGGGGGCUACUGAGGAGAAGCUAAGAUGUCAACAAAACAAGGCCCGCAGGACAAUGGAGGGAGCAACACAGACCACUUGCAGAAGAGCCCAGAGAGGGCAGAAGAGGGCAGAGGGCAAGGGCAACCCAACCAGCGCUCACCACACCGCCCGGUCAGGCGCCUUGUUCUCAGCCGACAGGCCUGAACCAGCAGCCUGCCCUCAGCUCCAAACGAGGGUGGCUGAGCACAGGGCAGGCGCCCUGAGCCUGGGGACAGCCAGGACACGGAAGUUAUAAUGGGCUGGGGACGGGACCCCACCCAAUGUAACAAGACCCUGGCCUGGCCUCCCGCCACCGCCCUUAGCAUCUGUCCCAGAUGCCCCCAAGAAGCGACAAAAACCGAGAGACUGUAUGGGGCCCAGGAUCCUUUGCUGUCCAAUUGCAAAACCUAUGGGUGAAUUUAGGACUGCUCUUCUUGGGUCAUUUUAAGCUAUGGAAGGCAGGUCUCCACCUUGAUCACGGUCAUGUUGCUAUAUUCCAAGGUCCUAGGACCCUCUACCGCGUCUCAACCAUUCUCUCCUUCCACACGUCUCCAACUAAGAACACGUGGAAUUAGGGUCAUCAUUAAUGUGUGCCACCUGCAAGGUGUAAGGAUGGGAAAAACUCUCCAAAAUCGGUACACAGAGAAUCAAAGUGGGGUCUAACUUUGACACCUCUGAUGAAAACUGCCUUAGCGUCCAGCCACACACAGCACACUAGAAGAGUUUGUUUUUUAUUAUUAUUAUUGUUGUACAAUAAAAACAAAUAGCUAUGCUCUCAGCAAAACAAAACCAUUUUUUUUAAAAAUCACAGAAAUUUACUAACAGCAUUUCAAGGUAAGGCUUUUGAAAGAUUUAUUCAAAUAAAUUAUCUCGGCCUAAACAUUUACCCAUUGUUCUCUUCAAUUACGUUUCAACAUUCCGAAAACGUUCAGUUAUGUAAAAUACAUUUAACUUAGCCAAUCAUUUUAGAUAAUACUGGAUUCUUCCCCGAAGGACUACCAUAAAACUAUGCUUUCAAACAUU
Molecule: messenger RNA, 5979 nt
Organism: Leopardus geoffroyi (Geoffroy's cat)
Lineage: Eukaryota; Metazoa; Chordata; Mammalia; Carnivora; Felidae
Gene: GNAO1
Product: G protein subunit alpha o1
Exons: 9
Coding region: 729-1793 (354 amino acids)
Biological process (GO): G protein-coupled dopamine receptor signaling pathway; adenylate cyclase-modulating G protein-coupled receptor signaling pathway
Cellular component (GO): heterotrimeric G-protein complex
Molecular function (GO): G-protein beta/gamma-subunit complex binding; GTP binding; corticotropin-releasing hormone receptor 1 binding
Source: RefSeq, a predicted model, not a curated record